Molecule: messenger RNA, 7566 nt
Organism: Trichoderma breve
Lineage: Eukaryota; Fungi; Ascomycota; Sordariomycetes; Hypocreales; Hypocreaceae
Product: beige/BEACH domain-containing protein
Exons: 10
Coding region: 1-7566 (2521 amino acids)
Molecular function (GO): protein binding
Source: RefSeq, a predicted model, not a curated record
AUGGCGACUCUUCCCACGCGAUAUCGAUCGUCGACCUCGGCGUCAGCUACGGCGAGCCCGAACCCGAAAUACAUACAAGUCUUGCAGACGCUGCUCGAUGAUCUUGGCCACCAACAGACCUCUCGAAACGACGAUGGCUACCCCGAAAUCCCCAAGCUUGUCAAGGGCCUGCGAAACGUGGCCCAGUUGAUAGCUUCCACUCCUACAGCUUCAAACCAAGAUGCCUUUCGACAUGCCGGCGGCUUUGAAUGCAUCCUCGAUGUCCUCCGCAGCUUUGCGGGCUACCAUGACCCGCGGAAGCGGAACCAGGCUGAGAUGAUGUCAUUAUUCAAGCUGCUCGGUGCGUUCCUAAGUGUCCUGUCAGCCGCUUUUCGAGACCACUCUGGGAACAAGAGGUUCUUCCGAUAUCGAGUCGCAGGGGGCGGAUGGGAGGCUCUCGAACAGAUUAUUGCAAGCAUCGGCCUGGGAGGAGCGGAACCCGACGCUUGGGUUAGCUGUCAUGUUUUUGGCAAGCUGCUGGCUUUCUCGCUGGACGAUGAAGCUUUGGACCUGCUCUGCCAGUCUACCGCAAAGGCCCUGCGUGCAGAUGUCGAAACCGAGACCAGCGGGGGCGACACCCCUGAAAACGACGCCGAGGAUGCAGCCGAUGAGCAAUGGGAUCUCGUGCUUGCACGCUCUGUUGGGAAUAUUGGCCCGAAGCUGCUCAGAGCUGUCGUGAGCUUCUGGCGUGCCAUUCCAAGGUCAGAGAAUUCGCCGCCAAGCCCGUCUUCCCUCAUUGUUGUAGAGACAAUCCUCAGUGCAGCAUCCGUCUCGAUUUACAACCUUGCCGCUAUCCAUUCCACCGGCGUUCUCUCUCAGUUCCUCGAGGCUGCCUUUUCUCCCGAGUCCAACUUGACGCGAGCUGAGCAUGAGACUGUCCUGGACUUGUGUCGAUUGCUUAUGCACCUUGGUGUGAACCAACCUGCCGAUGUCCAGUUCCUGCUAUCAGCACCGGGCCCCGAGGCGGCCAACUUUUUCCUAGAAAUGACAUCUAAAUACACUGGCCCUCCCUUUUUUCAGUUUGACCUCUCGCUUCAUGGCCAUUCAUCGCUGGAACUCCCGACCCUGGGCCGCCCAUUCCCCCCUCAAUCCACGGCUGGAUACACGUUUGCGGCGUGGAUACGUGUCGACUCUUUCGACCCAACGGCGCAUACCACUGUCUUUGGCGUCUUUGAUUCCUCCCAAACCUGUUUCGUGCUCAUGUAUUUGGAACGAGAUACCCACAACUUUAUUCUCCAGACUUCAGUCUUCUCCAAUAAGCCUAGCGUGCGAUUCAAGUCGGUAACGUUUCGUGAAAAGAAGUGGUAUCACGUUGCCGUUGUCCAUCGCCGACCAAAGACAAUGUCGGCCAGCAAAGCGUCUCUCUACGUCAAUGGCGAGUUUGCUGAACAAAUUCGCUGCAAUUACCCACAUAACAAGUACAACCCCGUCCAGGCAUUCCUUGGGACACCCCGCGAUCUAUCGAACCAGAGCGGCUCGGGCCUCGUCUUUUCGAGAUGGUCGUUAGCAUCUGCCUAUUUAUUCGAGGAUGUUCUUAGUGAUGAUUACAUAGCAGUUCAUCAUGCGCUUGGCCCACGGUACCAAGGCAACUUCCAGGACACCCUAGGUGGCUUCCAGACGUACGAGGCGUCGGCCAUGCUGGGCUUGCGGAAUGAAAUUGUUCAUUCUGGUAAAGACGAGAACUCUGAUAUCCUCCGAGCGGUGCGUGACAAGGCAAGCUCACUAUUACCGGAAGCGAAAAUCCUGCUUGGUAUUCUCCCGUCUGCUACCUUUCCUGAGAAUGUGCAAUAUAUUGAUACAGGUGUUCUCCGCGCUCUUCCUCGCGCAUCUACGCGCAAUCUUUUCCGCAUGUCAAGCAAAGAAGCAUCUCCAUUGGCCAUAAACUGUGCUGUUCCAAGUCUCACGGAUGCGUUGUUUAGACCACAAGGCAUUGCAUCCUUCCGAGGGACUCCGAUUGUGGCUGUUCCCUCUUACUUUGACGAGAACCUUUGGCGUCUGGCCGGUUUUACCCCAUUGGCCCUGAAGCUCCUGGAAAAGGCGACAACUGUCGAAGAGACCAUUCAUGCUAUUGAGAUCAUGUUCCACUGCAUCCGCCGGAAUUGGAGAAAUAGUGAAGCAAUGGAGAGAGAUAAUGGAUACAGCAUCUUGGGCAUGCUCUUGCCCUCCCAAGAGGAGCGAGAAAGCCUUGCAUUCCGGAUCCUUAGCCUGAUACUGGGCUUUGUCGGAUAUAAUCAUGCUGAACCCAUUGAAUCAUUCAUCAUCAACCCCUUAGCUUAUCGCAUCCUCCUGAUCGACCUGGAUAUUUGGCGCAAAUCAGGGCCACGCGUUCAGGAGCUCUAUUAUAAACAAUUCGUGACCUUUGCCGUUAACAGUAAACAUCAUGACUUCAACAGUAGGAGGUUGAUACGUAUGAGAAUUGUAAAGCGGCUGCUAGAUGCCAUGAAAGGCGAGGCCAUUUCUGAAGAAGUCGUGCCGCAAUUCAUGGGUGCUUUCGAAGCGCUCGUGAGAUCGAAUCUAAGCCAAGAAGUCAUGAGAUCCCUGUCACUUUUCAUUACGUACGCCUUUCACCUACCCGCUUCGGCAGGCUCGCGAACCCCGAGGCUGUUUUUGAACACUUCACGGUCUAGUACCCCUGGCCCCUUCAAGCGGGGGGCAGCGGAUGGAGGCGACGGCAAUGGUCUGUCCUAUGGCACAAGAAGCGUAUCGAAAAAGCAACUUGGAACCAAGGUUCUUAGCCUCUACUCUAGAAUUCUGUGCGAGAAAGGCAACUUUAACAAUAUCAAGAAGUUUGCAAAGACGGUUACGAAUAAGUGGCUGCUGUAUCUACUUGCCGAUGAUGACUCUGAAACUGUCGUCCAUGGGUGCAAAAUCCUAGCUCGCCUCCUUGUUGUCCAUGGAUCUGCCUAUACGUCAAAGUUUGCUGGUAAAUCUGGCGGGUUUACGAUUAUGGCAAGUCGACUGAAAAGAUUCUGGGAUGUCCCCCCUCUAUGGACAAUUUGCUUCUGCAUCUUGUUUGGGCAGGAUGUGGCUGAUGUCAACUUUGAUAGCAGGGCUGACUUCCACACCCUAGCUGAAAAGUUUGACAAGCGCAAGGUUGUCUAUCCUGAGUCUCUGGUUAUCAUCACAUCGAUGCUGCAGCAUGGCUUAAAGGAUGUGAUGAAAUACCAAGAAGACCCAGAUUCUCCGGCAACCAAUCUCUCGCCAUCUCACGCAUUAUCUCGACCCACCUCUGCCUAUGACUCUAGGCCUAGGGCGAGCUCAGAUCUUGUCAGAGGUGUGGAACCUAGGUUAAUACUCUCUCGAGAAAGCGUAGGGGCACAUGCCGGCUUCCUAAAAAAUGCUAUACAAGUUUUGCGAAAUCUCCAUGAGCGGUCAUCUGAAUUCCGAGACUUUGCUCUGUCAUCGGAGUGGAUUCGUUUGCUUUUGGCGGCUUUGUACCCGGUCAUUGUCAGCGCUGAUGCUGUCACUCCUGACGUGGAACUGAACUCUCGAGACUCUGCUCUGACUUUUGAGGGCAGCGAUGUCAUUAUUCGACCCAUGGGCGGUAGCUCUAUGCCAGCACCUAUCGUCAGAACGACCAACAUUGAUCUCGUGCCAUCGCCACAGUCGACGCCGCCAAAGGGAACGCCUCUUAGAAGGGCGUCAUCAUUCGUUCUCCUGACUGCCCAGAAAACUGCUUCAGAGGCAAAGCUCGCCAUCCCCGUGACAAAGCCUCUGCCUCAACAGCAAAAGAUUAUUGGCGGCAGCAGCGCCGGUGAUGCCAUUGUGGAUGGGAUCACUGACUUGGUAAUGCACGUCUUCAUGGAUCAAAUAUUCGUUCGCAAGGAGUUUUCGGGAUUCGGUCUCUUCACCAAAAUGCCUCCUGGCUUCCAGGAGCAUCAGGCAUACUUUGAAUCGUACAUCUUGAAGAGAGCGAUUGCCGAGGUAACACAUGUAAUCCAGACGAGACGCGAGGGAAUAUGCGAGCCAAGGAUUUUGACGAAUCUUGGCCGUCUUUGUACCCAUCUUUGCGAAGCAAUCUUUGAAGGAUGGUUCCUAAACGGAGCAGAAGCUAUGAUCGACUUUAAUGGUAUGCUCUUGGAAUUUUUGCAGCGGCCCGAGAUUGCGGGGUUGAAGAGCGUUCGUCUGUGCAGCCCAGCCAUAUCAACAAUACGCAGCUGUCUCUUGAGGACUAUUCUGCUCAAGCUCUCGGAUUUGGACAGUCGGGAAACCUCAGAGGCCGAGGCCAAGGAGUUUAUGAACAAGCUUGCCUACUGGCAGAUGUCCAUUUUGGGUUGCUUAGGGGCCGAUGACGAGUACCUGAAGCUGUUCUGGUAUCAGCUUUAUACAAAACUCAUCGACGAUAAAGCCUCGAUCCGCGGCGCUGCUGCCAACUUUCUCCGCAUCAUUCUCGUGCAAAAGCCUGAAGAAUCAAUUGCCUUGAUUCGAUCGUCUUCUGCACCUGAGCAGCGGCAGAUUGUUCGUGAUUUUGAAAAGUUGACAGAGAUAGACGACGAGUCAUUUGUACUUUGGGUGGACAAGCAUAGACCGGCGUUGGACAUGCUCUUUUUUGGCGGCAUGUCAAAGACGUGGGAAGAUUUUGUCAGCGCAGAGAACCAUCGCACUUUUGAGUCUGCGAAAUCACGCCUGACAAAACGCAAAGACAAACUAAAGACUUGGAACAUAGAAGUGGUCGGAGCGGAUAGAAUCCUUCUCAACCAUGAAAUCGGUAAUAGCGCAUGGAUGAAGAGCAUCUACAACGCAGAGUAUUUCAAGUAUCAGCGUCUCAUGCAAGACCAGCAAGAUGAUUUGGCUUUCCUCACGGCAGGCUAUAGAAAGAUGGAGCGAGAUCUGCAGCGGCCCGGGGCCGUGUUCAGCAUAUCCACGGCGCCAAAGUGGAAGCUGGAUCGAACAGAGGGUCGAAACCGUAUGCGUCUGCGUCUUCUCCCAGACUACCCAGUUGGCGAGGACAGAUAUCAGCCCAAGGCCAAAGGCAGUCUGCCAUCGACCAGUGCUUCUUCUGCUACAACUCCUACUACUACUUCUGGAGCUACAUUGAGCGCCGUCCCUGUUUCGCGAGACCCAGAUGGCGUCAAUGAUAACGAUUCAGCGUCUCUUACCAUGGAGCCUGAACCAGUCUCCGAUAAUCCAGAGCCUGGGCUCACGGCAGAGGAUGAUUUUGAGCUUGUUGAUGACCCCAACGAGCCAAACGAAGGCGACGAGAAUUUUGAAGACAAAAACCGCAAGGUCAUGCGGCGUUUGGAGCAUGGCGAUCAAGUGCAGGCCGCGUACAACAUAUCUCGUGUCACGGGCCUCGAGUGCGCCAACGGCGACAUCGUGAACGUGUGGCAAGCACCGCCAGAAGAGCGCGAUCCGUUUACGCAAAUCGUGACCGGUGCCAAGACGCUUGAAAAGCGGCAGAGCGCCGGCGGCCGAGAGCAAGAAUCAAGACAUUGGAAGUGGCAGGAUGUGAUUAGCGUCUCGAAACGCCGGUUCCUCUUCCGGGACGUUGCUAUCGAAAUCUUCUUCACUGACGGCCGAAGCUACCUUCUUACCACCAUUAGCACUGGACUUAGAGACGGCUUAUUUGCGAAGAUGUCGAGUAAAGCACCGCAUACCAGCGCGGCGCAUGCGCUGCCCAAUCCAGAAGAUGCGUGGAGGUUUGAUAUGCUCAAGGGGUUUGAGGACUCUCCGCAAGGUCUGGGAUCUCGGCUCGGCACCCUGUUUAACGCAUCGCCGUGGACCUCCAUCAUGAAGCGGUGGCAGAGGGGAGAAAUUUCCAACUUUCACUAUCUCAUGGUGGUAAACACCAUGGCUGGGCGAACUUUUAACGAUUUGACCCAGUAUCCAGUCUUUCCGUGGAUUCUUGCCGAUUAUACUAGCGAGGAUCUCGACCUGGAGGAUCCGAAAGUGUUUCGAGACUUGUCAAAGCCCAUGGGUGCCCAGACUGUCAACCGCAUUCAAGGCUUCAUUGACACUUAUAGUGCGCUUGAAGAAAUUGGACAGACGCCAUUCCACUACGGCACCCAUUACUCGUCUGCCAUGAUUGUCUCCUCGUAUCUAAUUAGACUGCCGCCCUUUGUGCAGUCUUAUCUUCUUGUUCAAGGAGAUAGCUUUGACCACGCAGACCGACUGUUCCAAUCGAUUGGCGACGCUUGGACUUCGGCAUCAUGUAACAACAAGACUGAUGUCCGAGAACUGAUUCCCGAAUUCUUUUGCCUCCCCGAAUUUCUGACAAACAUCAACGGGUACGAUUUUGGGCGUCGGCAAAGCAACGGUGUCCAGGUUAAUAACGUCGAGCUGCCUCCGUGGGCCAAGGGCGACCCUAAAAUCUUCAUUGCCAAGCAUCGCGAGGCGCUGGAGAGUCCGUACGUGAGUGAGAGCUUACACAAAUGGAUUGAUUUGGUAUUUGGCUUCAAGCAGCGAGGCGAGGCGGCGGUGGAGAAUCUCAAUGUUUUCCACAACCUCUCCUACGCUGGCUCGGUCGACCUUGAUCAAAUAAAGGACGUCAACGAGAGGGCGAUUUCGGCCGGUGUCAUUCACAAUUUCGGCCAGACGCCACACCAAGUGUUCCAAAAGCCUCACCCGCCACGAGAACAGCUCAAGUCGUCUGUUAAAAGGCUAGACACGGCCAUCUUCUCCUUGGUAUGCUUGCCGAAUCCGCUGCUGGAGAGCCACGAGAGGGUUUCAACACUCAUCUAUGCGCCAAAGUUGGACCGCCUGCUGUGCGCCUCGCCAUUCCGCCUCAACCUCCCGCCAUAUGACAAGUAUCUGGAGUGGGGUUAUGCAGAUAACAGCAUCCGCUUCUUCUUUGCCGACAACCGCAGGGCGGCCGGUCUGUUUGAGAACCUUCACAUUGGCCAGAUCUCUUGCGCGGCUUUUGCCGACUCCAAGACGCUUAUUACUGCAGGAGAAGACUGCGUCGUUUCUGUACAUGCUCUGCAUACGGCACCGGGCAAAGCGGUAGAGUUGAUUCCCAAAUCGAGCCUCUUUGGCCACAAGACGCCGGUGACUGCCAUUGCGGUGGGCAAAGCCUUUAGCACGUUCGUCACGGCUUCGUCGGAUGGGCAGGCAUUCCUGUGGGAUCUUAACCAACUGUCUUUUAUUCGCAAGCUACCUCUUGUGCGGCACGUAGAGUGCGCGCAAAUCCACAACGUGUCGGGCGAUAUCAUGCUAUGCUCGGGACCUAACGUGCUCCUGUACACUCUCAACGGCGGCCUUAUCCUAGAACAAAACGUUUGCUCGGACUCGGAGGACUAUGUCCACUCUUGUGCCUUUUACGAAGGCGCUGGCAACGAGUGGCUGGAGAACUACCUCAUCUUCACGGGGCACCGCGGAGGCAUCGUCAAUGUAUGGCGCAAGAGCGUGGUGGGUGGGAAAUGGACCUUGGAGCGGCUGCGACGGCUGGACCAUAUUGAUUACACGAGCGACAAGGGAGAGAACACGGCGGCCGGCAUUACUUGCAUUAGCCCGAUGCCCAUGUGUGUCUACACUGGAGACGAUGACGGGCGAGUAUAUGAGUGGAAUUUCGCUGGCAGAGACAGGUAG